AUGAAUACCUUGCCAUUGCCGACGGAAUUGAUCAUUAUUAUCGCGGAGUAUCUCGAGCCCACGUUCUGUCUCAACUUUGCCCUGGCAAGCAGCGAGUCAUGGAGAGUUUGCAAAUACCUUUUACAAAAUCAUACAUUAAGGUUCAAAAAGUGCGGAGACCUGGAUAUAACGACUGUCAGCUUGCGGCAAAAAUUGAGGGAGUUGAUCUCCGACCCGCGCAAAGGGUGGUAUUACCAGCGAUUAGUGAUACCCAAAUUAUCGACAUUUUGGGACGAACCACACGAUGAGGAUUGCAGCCUGUUCCAUGCCGAAUUCGACAGGAUCGAAAUUAUGUAUUCCAGAGUGAGAGCUCAAAGAACGUGGUUAAAGCUCCAGAAUGAGGGCAUACGGGCCCACCCGGAAGAUCGUUCGGAUCAGAACCCAUUUGUGGACCCCAUGAUCACCGUACUGGUCCACUACUUGCCUUAUCUGAAAGUGCUUACUUCUCCCGACUUCAGUACAGAGGGGGCAUUAUGGGCAAUAAUGCAAUCUGCAGUUUUGGCAUAUUCUCAAGCAAACCUUUCACUUGCAGUUCAGCUUCCAUUUCAACAUCUCACUACCGUAGUCAUGACUCAUGAACAACACGACCAAAACGUUGGCAUUGACCCGGGGUGGGUCUUGUUAUUGAACCGGAUCCCAUCAGUUCGUCAGAUUGCGGCUGAGAAAAUGCAAUGGAACUUCCCUCUACGAAAUCCUGGGGAAGACUCAUCCAGUAUACGGCUUCCGGAAUCGAACGUGGAGGAAUACUUCUUUGUCCAAUCUUAUCUUGACCCACCCACUGUGCAAACGAUCCUAGCGUCACCGAAAUCAAUCAAACGAUUUACUUUCGAAUGUAACACCCUGUCGCUUCACCUAAUAUCAAUAUGGAGAGAAACCAUAGAAAUAUUGCGGGAGCGUACUGGCCAGACAUUGGAGCACCUGGUUCUAGAAGUUCCAACCUUAUCUGCUGCGGGUAGUGAACGGCUUGCUGAGACUUGGAUUAAAUCAUACACGAGUGUAAACCGGAAACGGGGCACUGCCUCAAAGAGUUCAGAAUUUUGCACAGUGUCGUUCCGCGACUUUCGCGUUCUCAAGACAUUGAGAACCGUUUGGAGUAUUCUGUGGACUGAUCUCCUGGAAUCGUCGACUCUCGCCUCCCAGCUACCGGACUCGCUGGAAGUUCUGGAUCUUGAAGUGCACUUCUUCAAUGAGCACGAAUGGAAACGGCUGGUCAUUGAACUUGAUGGCUUGUUUCAUGUUCUCCCGAAGCUUCAAAGCAUCUAUGCAGAAGAUCCCAGAUACGGUCAUCAGUAUUGCAAGUGCAGGACGAAUGAAUUGGCAGAAAAGCCAUAUACAAGGAUUCCUGGAUCAAAUGAAAACCCUUUGAUGAGGCUAUUGAGAGAUUCAGAGGUUGAGGCAGGCUGA
Molecule: messenger RNA, 1443 nt
Organism: Aaosphaeria arxii CBS 175.79
Lineage: Eukaryota; Fungi; Ascomycota; Dothideomycetes; Pleosporales
Exons: 2
Coding region: 1-1443 (480 amino acids)
Source: RefSeq, a predicted model, not a curated record